CUGUGCUACCGUGCAGCUCCUCGGAGAGCUUGUUCCACUCAGGUGCAGACACUCCUGCGACCGGGUCAGCAUUUAUUCCUUACAACCAAAAAAAAGACUCUGAAAGAUGCAAAAACAAUAUACAUCAGUGAGCCCCACCGAUGACAUCACCGCGAAGACCGAGAAUGUACCUCAACCAAAGAAAUACCGCUACAUACGCAAAGAGGGCAGCUGUAACGUGGUGUUUCGCCAUGUUCCCGAGGAGUGGCUGCUGUUCGUGACCGACAUCUUCACCACCUUGGUGGAGAUCAGAUGGAGGGUGAUGUUCCUGAUCUUCGCCCUGUCUUACAUCCUGUCCUGGCUUUUCUUCGGCAUCCUCUACUGGGUUAUCGCCCUCGCUCACGGUGACACCAGAAACAUCACGAGUGAACCCUGCAUGUACCAGGUGCACAGCUUCACAGCCGCUUUCCUCUUCUCGCUCGAGACCCAAACAACCAUUGGCUACGGUUACAGAGGGAUGUCCGAGAACUGCAUGAUUGCCAUCAUCAUCGUCACCAUACAAGAUGUCAUCAGCUGCUUCAUCGACACGUUCGUCAUCGGAAUCGUUGUCGCCAAAAUGGCCUCGGCCAGGAAGAGGGCGCAGACAGUUGGCUUCAGCAACUCUGCCGUCAUCAAUCUUCGAGACAGCUACUUGUGUCUUUCCUGGAGAGUCGGGGACUUCCGCCGGCACCACCUGGUGGAAGGGACUGCUCGCGCUCAGAUCGUCCGUUCCACGGUACACACGACGGGGAAAAUGGACGUGACAUACGAAGAUCUGGUCAUCCAGCAGAGGGAAAUCAUCCUGGUCACACCUACUACCGUCUUCCACAGGAUCGAACCCGGCAGCCCUCUGUACAAUAUGAGCUUGGUAGAUCUUCGGAAAUCAGACUUUGAGCUAGUGGUGUCUUUUACCUACACGGACGACUCCUCCGGUAUGCUGCAUCAGACGCGCACCUCGUACACUCCAGCUGAAAUCCUCUGGGGUCAGCUGUUCCAGGAGAUGAUCAGGGUCAGCCGGAGGCACUACAGGGUGGAUUACACCUUGUUCAAUCACACCGCCAAGGUGCUGGUGCCCGAGGUCAGUGCUGAGGAGUACGAACACAAGAAGCAAUGGCGGCCUUCUCCCCGACAUUCGCCACGACAUUCACCAAGGGGUUCCAAACGACAUUCACCCAGGUCUUCACCGCGCCAUUCCCCCAGCUCUUCCCCGCGCCCCUCUCCAAGGUCACACCAUCAAAAUCAUCAUGAAAUGCUUCUGAAACCCCCAACGGUAACUGUGGAACUUGUGAACGAUAGUUGCCCAGAACCAAUUGUUUCAACGUCUCAAGCAGACAAUCAACAUCAAGACAGGUUGAAUCUGCCAAAUGACCUAACAAAUAUAGAAAUAUAAAAGCAGAACCAUGAUGAUUGAGGCCGCCAUCCAUUAAGACAUUGUUGUAUUGAGGAUGCUAUUGAAUCUCAUUUACUGUAAGAAUGAAGAAAGGGUUCUGGCUUCGUUUCUUUUUAGCAUCAGAUCUUUUGAAAGUGACACUUCUGCUUAAAUUUGCUUAAAUUUGAGUAUCAAAGACUGAACCCCUGUAGGCUUGAAAGAAGGCGCCUUCCAUUAAUUCCAAUGAUGCUACAUGUAGUGCUAGGCAGCUAGCAAGCACUAGCCAAAAGGUAGCCGACAAACCACAUAUGCUACCUCUAUCCAUCAUGUGACCAUCGCCUUUCAGAUCAUAGCGGUCACUUGGAUGUCUCCCAUUAAA
Anoplopoma fimbria (sablefish) is the source of this 1766-nucleotide messenger RNA. It is a transcript of the gene kcnj16a, whose product is annotated as potassium inwardly rectifying channel subfamily J member 16a. Gene Ontology annotation, biological process: regulation of monoatomic ion transmembrane transport; potassium ion import across plasma membrane. The record is from RefSeq and is a predicted model, not a curated record. The coding region runs from base 107 to 1408 and encodes 433 amino acids. Gene Ontology annotation, molecular function: inward rectifier potassium channel activity. Gene Ontology annotation, cellular component: plasma membrane. NCBI's taxonomy places the organism in Eukaryota, Metazoa, Chordata, Actinopteri, Perciformes, Anoplopomatidae. The transcript is spliced from 2 exons.